AGGUAGGAGAUUCUGAGCGAAACUGUGUCGUGAGAAUGCCAGUGUCUCACGCCACAAAACUAAAAGUAGAGAAAUCAGCCUUCGGUAAUUCUUUCUGAUGUGCGUGAGGAAGUGAAGGCUUGAAGCCACACCCUCCAUUCCCUCUCUUCUAAGCUGAACUCAUGAACAACCCCACCGCUGCUUGCUAGCUGGCUGCUACUGCUAUUCUUCUCUUUCUCUAUUUUCUCACGUCAUCAAUAAUUCUAUAUCACCCGCAAUGUCUUCACCGCCCACAGAUACUAUCAAUUCAGUCCCACCUGAACUCAAUGCCGAGGAACCACCACAGUCAGAGGGAGCACAACACCAGCAAUUACAACCACAAACACAACCAAAGUGGCCAGGAUGGCCUGGAGACAACGUCUUCCGGCUUAUUGUGCCAGUAGUGAAAGUAGGAAGUAUCAUUGGAAGGAAGGGAAAGCUGGUCAAGAAAAUGUGUGAUGAAACCCGCGCCCGCAUUCGCAUACUCGAAGGCCCCCUUGGCAUCCCUGACCGCGUCGUUUUGAUAUCUGGAAAAGAAGAACCAGAAGCAGCACUAUCUCCUGCAAUGGAUGCUGUUCUGAGAGUGUAUAAGCGUGUUAGUGGUCUAUCUGCUGGUGAGGCUGACGGUAUGGAUUCAGCUGUUGCUGGUGCUGCAUUUUGCUUCAUACGGCUAUUGGUUGCUUCUUCACAGGCGAUUAACUUAAUCGGAAAACAGGGAUCUACAAUCAAAUCGAUACAGGAAAACACUGGUGCUGUUGUUCGUGUUUUAGCAGAAGAGGAAGUGCCUUCAUAUGCUACUUCAGAUGAGAGAAUAGUUGAGAUACAUGGUGAAGCUGUAAAGGUUUUAAAAGCAUUAGAAGCAGUAACUGGACACCUGAGAAAGUUCUUGGUUGAUCAUAGUGUCAUUCCUAUAUUUGAGAAAACUUACAAUGCAACAAUUUACCUGGAACGCUCUGCUGAUUCCAGGGCUGAAAAAACUCCGCCCUCACUCCAUUCAGCUCCUGCUCAUCAGAUUGGGAUUGGUUCUGAUUAUUCCCUGUCCUUGAAGAGGGAUCCUUCAAUAUAUGAUCGUGAAACCCAUCUUGACCCAAAAAUCUCACAAUCUGGACUGUCACUUUAUGGACAAGAUUCUGCACUUGGUGGAUUACGCUCAACAGGACUUGGUCGUGCCACUGCUCCUAUAGUUACCCAGAUGACACAAACUACGCAAGUACCUCUUUCAUAUGCUGAGGACAUCAUUGGGGUUGGUGGAUCAAAUAUCGCCUACAUUCGUAGUAAUAGUGGAGCGAUUCUUACCAUACAAGAGAGUAGAGGUUUACCUGAUGAGAUUACUGUGGAAAUUAAGGGCACCACUUCUCAGGUUCAGAUGGCUCAACUACUUAUUCAGGAGUUCAUUAGCACUCGGAAGGAACCAACACCAAGUGUGUGUGGGAAGAUGGACUCGGGAUUCAGUUCAUAUUCACAAGUAGCGGACACCAGCUACCCUUCAUCUUCUUUUGCAUCGCAUCUAGGAGGGUAUGGAUCUUCAAGCUUAGGAGGGUAUGGAUCUCCCAGUGGGGGAGGUUAUAGCAGCUACAGAUUUUGAAUGUUUGUCCAGAAUGCCCUUGUAGAACAUAUGUUUUGGCAAUAGGAAUUUGGAUCCAUUGAGGUUAUGAUAUUUCAUGUUAAAAUAUAUAUAUAAGUGGAAACUUGGCCGGCUGUUAGAAAA
Molecule: messenger RNA, 1726 nt
Organism: Hevea brasiliensis (rubber tree)
Lineage: Eukaryota; Viridiplantae; Streptophyta; Magnoliopsida; Malpighiales; Euphorbiaceae
Product: RNA-binding KH domain-containing protein PEPPER
Exons: 6
Coding region: 257-1603 (448 amino acids)
Biological process (GO): regulation of gene expression
Cellular component (GO): cytoplasm; nucleus
Molecular function (GO): mRNA binding
Source: RefSeq, a predicted model, not a curated record